This is a messenger RNA of Anisakis simplex (herring worm), 228 nucleotides long. The record is from the annotation of a GenBank genome assembly. NCBI's taxonomy places the organism in Eukaryota, Metazoa, Nematoda, Chromadorea, Rhabditida, Anisakidae.
AUGAGUUUUGGUGUGGUGCGGCCGUCGUUCACGGUCUCGAGGCGCUUCCUACCGUACUCGAAGGCGCUCUUGGCUCACGUCCAAAUGACCUCAUCAACACCAUCGUCGUCGUCAUCAUCAUCACGGCUACCGUAUUCGUCGAAAGCUCCGGCGGCAGCUGGCCAAGGAAAAAGCGACAGUUUGGCUGAGGAGCGGGCAGCCAGCUCCGAUACCGUACCGGAUAGGAAG